AUGAGCUUCUUGCUGGAGCGUUCCCGUCUGGCGGCUGUUUUCCGCCGCCUGUAUCGUCUACCCGCUCUCCUCGUGGGUCUAUUCCGGUGGCUAUUCCCUUGGGCGCCCAUUUGGAACCUCUGGGCAGGAUUGCAAUCACAGGCCUACUCGAGCCACACAAAGUCCAGUACAGUCCCCGCUCGGCUGGUGAAGGACAGCCUCCGUAUAUCCACAUACGGCGAUGCCACCCGAGCGCUGCGAACCCACGACGGUGGCUGUCGUGGGUGCCGGGCGGAGGACGAGAAGGAGGUUUGUGCGGUGUGCCUGAGAACACUCAGGAGCGAGGACAGGGUGAGGAUGCUCAGGAACUGCCGCCACGUCUACCACCGACGAUGCCUCGACCGGUGGCUCGACUACGACGAGCAGAGGACCUGCCCUCUCUGCAGGGCCCCGCUCCUUUUCGUUGACCCUAACCGGCCACCGCAAGAGCGUCGUCCGGCGGAGCGCACCCUGGCCUCGGAGCCGAGCUGGGCCGUGGAGCAGCUACUCUAUCUGUCCGGGGACGACCUGCUGCCGAAUGCACCGCUGCGCCAUUCCCCCUCUCCUUACGCCUAG
Molecule: messenger RNA, 594 nt
Organism: Spirodela intermedia
Lineage: Eukaryota; Viridiplantae; Streptophyta; Magnoliopsida; Alismatales; Araceae
Source: the annotation of a GenBank genome assembly